AUGGAGAACGAAGAAUCUGACGAGCCGAUGCAGAAGAAACCUCAUCUUUUAGACUCUGUUUCUCCGACUGCCAUGGCUCGUAAUUCCUCACCUUCGCAUCCAAUCGCUAAAAGUGUUGAUGCAACGGUUCUACAGUGCCAGAAUCAGAAACUGGUCCAGCAAUUAGACUUGCAGAAGAAACAGCUUUACGAUGUUGAAACCAAGAUCGAAGAGUUGCAAAUCAAUCAAACAUCUUAUGAUGAUGAACUUAUCUCAGUUAAUCGGAUUUGGAACCAGUUGGUAGAUGAUCUGGUGUUGCUUGGAGUUCGUGCUGGAGCUAAUCAAGAAGCUCUAAAAUACUUGGACAUUGCUGAGAAAAAGCGAGGUUCUGUUCCGCCAUGCGCUGCUGAUGAAAUGUUUCUAUGUAGACUUCUGCAAGUAGAUUUCGUAAAUACUAGAAAUAGUGAUGAGGUAGUAAGAAAGGUUGAAGAAGCUCUUGCUUUGCGUCACUCCUCUACAUUGGAGUUGAUGGGAGUCUUUGAAAACACCAUUGCUACACAGAGGGCGAAAGUCGAAAGCAUAUCACAAAAUUUACGUGCUGUGAAUUCGGCAGAAGAUGCCACCAUCCAGUUGUCUAACAUUAACGAUUUAAUGAAAGAGGAGGCUAAAAACUUGCGUGAGAUGAUUGAUGCUUUACAUGUAAGGAACAAAGAACAUACCGAGCAGAUUCAAGAGUACAUAAGCAGCCAUUCAACAGAUCAAUCCGAGCUUAAACACCUCAAAGGUGAAUUGGAAGAGAUCAAGGCCGAGCUUGAAGAAAAUAGAAGAAAAUUGAUAAAUCUGAAAAUGCAGAAGGAUGCUGCGUGUGAAGGUCAUGUAACAUCACCAGCAAUAGCUAAUGGAAGCAUUUCUCCCGAGAAGCCUGUAGAUAAAACGAAGUUGCGUGAAUUGAAGGACUCAAUUGAUGAAAUAAAGAUAGUCGCAGAAGGUCGUCUGUUGGAGCUUCAAGCUGCACAAGAGUAUAAUCUUUCCCUGUCAAGACAAUGUCAAGAUGUUGAGAAUGAACUAAAGGAUGAUCAGUAUAUAUACUCAUCUAGACUGUAUAGUUUGAUCAAAGAUCAACUUCAUCACUGGAAUGCUGAACUGGACCGGUACAAAAUUCUUAGUGAGGCCGUUCAGGCUGAAAGGUCCUUUGUAAUGAGACGGGAGAAGGAGAUAAAUCUAAGGGCAGAAUCCCUGGAGGCAGCUAUCAAUAAGACUACCACUGUUGGUUCUAGAAUUGAAGAGCUGGAACACAAGCUGCAGAGUUGUAUAGUUGAAAAGAAUGGAUUGGAGCUUGAAACAGAAGAAGCUAUUCAAGAUUCUGAGCGAGAAGAUAUUAAAAGUGAGUUUAUUACAAUGGCGUCAACCUUAUCUAAAGAGAUGAAAAUGAUGGAAGCGCAAUUGAAACAGUGGAAGGACUCUGCACAUGAUGCUCUUUACCUGCGUGAACAAGCUCAGUCGCUGAGAGUUUCGUUAAGUAACAAGGCAGACGAACAGAAGGGUUUAGAGGAUAAAUGUGCCGAACAGAUGGCGGAAAUUAAAUCUCUCAAAGCUCUAAUUGAGGAACUGCUGAAAGAAAAGGUAGAGCUGCAAAAUCUAGCUAGCAUCUGUACACGUGAUUGUAACGAUGAAAGAGGAUUGGCAGAAAUCAUGGAAUCACAACGAAAAGCUCAUGCUCAGGCCGAAGAGCUGAAAAACGUCUUAGAUGAACACUUUCUUGAAUUGAGAGUGAAAGCGGCUAAUGAGACUGAAACUGCUUGCCAAGAAAGGCUUGCUAAAGCUAAGGCUGAAAUUGCCGAAUUGAGGACUCAGUUAGAUCUUUCCGAGAGAGAGGUUUUGGAACUGAAGGAAGGUAUUAAAGUUAAAGAGCAGGAAGCCGAGGCAUUGAUUGCUGAAAUGGAGACUGUCGGUCAAGCCUACGAAGACAUGCAAACACAGAACCAGCAUUUGUUACAGCAGGUGGCUGAACGGGAUGAUUACAAUAUCAAGCUUGUUUCCGAGAGUGUCAAGACAAAGAAUGCUUACAACACUCACUUAUCUGAGAAGCAAGUAAUGGAAAAGCAGCUCCAGCAAGUAAACACAUCGGUAGAGACUCUAAAAGCAAGGAUUGCACAUAAUGAGGAAAAGAUGAAAGGCUGUUUCUCUGAGGCUUAUAAAUUGAUUCAAGAAGAUCGUCACCUCGUUCUCAGUCUUGAAACCACCAAGUGGGAAUUAGCUGAUGCCGAAAAGGAAUUCAGGUGGCUCAAAUCGGCUGUUUCUUCAUCCGAGAAGGAAUAUGAACAGAUCAGCAGGAGGACAAACGAUAUCAAACUGGAAUUGGAUGAUGAAAGGAGUGAGAAGAAGAAGCUCGAGGAAGAGCUGAUGGAGUUGAACAAGGAGCUUGAAGAGUUGAGUUCUGAGAGUGUAGAAGCUGCAAUACUGAGACUCCAAGAAGAGGUUAAGAAUUGCAAAAACAUCCUCAAGUGUGGUGUUUGUUUUGAUCGGCCUAAAGAGGUGGUAAUUGUGAAAUGUUAUCAUCUCUUCUGCAAGCAAUGCAUCCAAAGAAGCUUAGAGAUCCGACACCGCAAAUGUCCAGGCUGUGGCACCGCUUUUGGUCAGAGCGACGUUCGGGUUGUCAAAAUGUAA
This is a messenger RNA of Arabis nemorensis, 2646 nucleotides long. The record is from the annotation of a GenBank genome assembly. Lineage: Eukaryota; Viridiplantae; Streptophyta; Magnoliopsida; Brassicales; Brassicaceae.